GCGUUAGGUUUUUGCCGUGCAGAGCUUUGGUACAUGCCACAUUGGACAAAACUUUGAAUUUGUUGGAACAAGAACAAAAGAAGGCCACGAGAUGCAUGAGUCUCAUUGCUACUCAGCACUAUACCGCGUUUUUGGAAUUGGAGCGUACAUCCACAACCCAUUUUGUGACAUGUGUGGACGCCGAAAAGUCCAGGUACAAGCUGACUUGGGAUCAGCUUAAGGGGAUUUUGGAGGCCAAGUACUACCCUCGCCACUUUCGCGAGAGGAUGGAGCGAGAGUUCUAUGACUUGCUUCAGGGAGACCGCUCGGUUGAGGAGUACGAGCGGGAGUUCGCUCGUAAGAGCGCCUUUGCACGCCAUCUUGUGGACACCGACGACAAGAAGGCCUCCCGUUUCCGCAAUGGCCUGACCAGAGACCUUCGUGUGCUCGUAGCCAGCCAUGGCUAUUUGACUUAUGCUGAGACCGUUGAGCAGGCUCAGCAGAUUGAGGCAUCCCAGUUGCUAGACACUCCUGCACAGCCACUAGCUCAAGUGGCACCACUAGCCAGACAGCCAGCUGCCAUCCAGCCAGCCCUGCCAUCGCCACCUCAUCAGGCGCAGCACCGACACAAGAGGAAGUGGAGAGGUCGCGACGAUAGGAGGAACCGUCGACCAGGAGCCCCAGCUCAGGCAGCACCACCGGUCCCGCAGCCCCCAGCUAUUUGCGCUACUUGUCAGCGCGCCCACCGGGGAGAGUGCCUAGCUGGGCAGGACAUUUGCUAUCGUUGCCGCCGACCCGGUCAUAGGAUCGCAGACUGCCCAGAUCGCCCACAGCCUCAGCAGGGCCAGAGACCGCCAGCUCAUAGGCAGCCAGCACCGAGACAGCCAGCUCAGCACCCACCUCGAGGUGCACCUGCCCGCAUUUACGCACUUGACCAGGAGCAGGCCGCCGAGCAGCCAGGUACCAUGUCUGGCAUGCUUUCUUUACUCGAUGUACCUGUCUUUGCUUUGUUCGAUACCGGGGCGACACAUUCGUUCGUCUCGACUAAGUGUCUAGAGGCCAUAGGGGUCCAGGGUGUGAGUGACGUCGACCCCCUCGAGAUCAGCCUAGCUUCGGGGAGGAAGAUAGUCACGAGUUCCCUGGCCAAGAUCCUUAGCAUGUGUAUUGGAGGCAGAACUCUAGAGGUAGACGCAUUCGUGAUCGAGACGAGGGACUUUGACCUUAUUCUCGGCAUGGAUUA
Molecule: messenger RNA, 1219 nt
Organism: Striga hermonthica
Lineage: Eukaryota; Viridiplantae; Streptophyta; Magnoliopsida; Lamiales; Orobanchaceae
Source: the annotation of a GenBank genome assembly